UUACAUUAAACACCGUGAAAAGCCAAAAAAGAAUAUUAAAUUUAAAAGAAUAGAUCAUACUUUAAUUAAAAUUAUUUAAACGAAAACAUAAAAAAAAUAUGGAGUAUUUAUUAGUAUUAAAUUUGAUACACCCCUCAUUUUAAUUUCACAAUUGUGGACUGUGGAGAACAAAUGAUGAGAGCAUUUUGAAUGACCCGAAACGGAUCCGAACCGGACCCGUUGAAAGGUGAAGUUAACUGAAAAAACCAGCGAAGUGAGAUUACAACGUAUCGGAAGGCGGAAGGCGGAGCUCCGGCGGCCAGGAUAAGGAGGAGGCCGUGUAAAUGGAGGUGAAGCAAGAGAAGAGCAAGAUACUGAUCAUCGGAGUAAGUGGCCGCCUAGGUUUUGAGCUCGCUAAGGCCAGCCUCGACGCAUCUCAUCCCACAUUCGGCCUCGUUAGAGACUCCGCCCGCUCCGAUCUCCUGAAAUCCCAAAAACUUCAUUUACUUUCCGACUCCGGCGUCACUCUUCUGAAGGGCUCGCUGCAAGAUGAAGAAACCCUAAUUGAUGCGAUCAAGCGAGUUGAUAUUGUAAUUUGUGCUGUUUCUUCGAAGCAAGUCCUGGACCAAAAGCUUCUUCUCGCUGCUAUAAAGAAAGCUGGUUGCUGCAAGAGGUUCAUCCCUUCAGAGUUUGGGAUGGAUCCUUACAAAACACGGAUUUCCAACAUGGACAACAACUUCUACUCAAACAAAGCUGAGAUUAGGCGUCUUGUGGAAGCCGAAGGCAUUCCCUACACCUCCGUCUGCUGCAACUUCUUCACAAGUUAUUUACUCCCAUCGCUCAUUCAGCCCGGCCUGAAAGCCCCUCCCAGAAACAAAGUCACCAUAUUUGGAGAUGGAACUGCUAAAGGUGUCUUUGUAAAAGAAAGUGAUGUGGCAGCUUUCACCAUCAGUACGGUUGAUGAUCCGCGUACAUUGAACAAAGUGGUAUACCUUAUGCCUGCAGGAAACGUGUGCUCAAUGAACGAGUUGGUUGCGAUCUGGGAAUCAAAGAUUAAUAAGAAGCUUGACAAGGAGUAUUUAUCUGAAGAUGAACUCGUAACGAAGAUCAAAGAAACUCCAUACCCGGACAAUAUGGAGAUGGUUUUCAUAUACUCCGCAUUCGUGAAAGGCGACCAGACAUAUUUUGACGUUGAAUCUUCAGGCGGAUUGGAAGGGACCCAACUUUAUCCGCAUGUAAAAUAUACCACCGUAAGCGAGUUUCUUGAUACUCUCUUGUAAGAUGACAGACACUAUGCAGUAGAUAUGCUUUGGUGCAUUUUUCCUCUAGUGCAGUCAGUAUAAUGCCAAAAUUUACAUUUAUGGUGUUUUUGGCAAACCCACAUUUCUUGGACAUUUUGCUUAUUUGAGCUCGCAAAUGUCUUAGGAUUUCUGAGGAGCUGCAAGCUCCUGUGUUGUUAGAUUUGAACGGGGAAACACAUAGUUCAAGUGACAGAGAGUCAAAACAGUUCAAUUUUUUUUAAUAAUCUUUUAACAUCCAU
Messenger RNA from Cuscuta campestris, 1519 nucleotides. Lineage: Eukaryota; Viridiplantae; Streptophyta; Magnoliopsida; Solanales; Convolvulaceae. The record is from the annotation of a GenBank genome assembly.